Ipomoea triloba (trilobed morning glory) is the source of this 3611-nucleotide messenger RNA. RefSeq lists its product as uncharacterized. The transcript has 11 exons. Gene Ontology annotation, molecular function: cysteine-type peptidase activity. Lineage: Eukaryota; Viridiplantae; Streptophyta; Magnoliopsida; Solanales; Convolvulaceae. The record is from RefSeq and is a predicted model, not a curated record. The coding region runs from base 264 to 3470 and encodes 1068 amino acids. Gene Ontology annotation, biological process: proteolysis.
AACACAUCUAAGUAUCUAACCCCCUAGGUUCAAGCGUAAAACAGAUAUCUCGCUUACAUACUCCGCCGUCGCCGUCGCUUACAUACUUCCCGGCCUACAGCUACCACACAGAUCUGUCGCCGUCCGUCGUCGGACAACACCACCGUCUCCGUCGCUUCUUCUGAUGUGUCUGCGCCUUCAGAUCUGUCUCCGUCGCCGUCCCCGUCCCCGUUCCCGUACGUCGCCGCGCCUUCAGAUCUGUCUCUCUCUUUCUCUCUUAAGAUAUGGAUAGAAGUUGGAUGUAUGAGAAACGCACUACACUCAAAUAUAUACAAGGGGUUCAAGAGUUUAUACAAUAUGCUGAAGAAAAUAAAAGUAAAAAGGCGGAAAAAUUUAUAGUUUGCCCGUGUUGUGAUUGUAAAAAUUUGAGAGGAUUUCGUAAUUCUGAACAAGUGAAGAGUCAUUUGAUACGCCGUGGUUUUAAGAAAGGGUAUAGUCGAUGGAUAUGGCAUGGUGAAAAACUAUUUCCUAGUACAAGUGCUACUAAGAAUGAAGAUAAUGUAAAGAGUAGAACUCAUGCCGAAAGUGAAACUCAUGCAAAUAGUCAAACUAAUGCUGAUAAUGAAGAGAAUGAUGACACUCAUGCUAGCAAUGAUGAGAAUGAUGAAGAUAAUGACCGAAUGGAUGAAAUAAUGCAUGAUGUGCAAGGAGAUUUUAGUGAAAUGCCGUCGGAAUUUAAAGGUUUUUUUGACAGUGUUGAAAAACCUUUGUUCUUUGGAUGUACUAAAUUUACUGAGUUAUCUGCUGCUCUAAAAUUAUAUAAUUUAAAAGUAAAGAAUGAAUGGAGCGAUAAGAGUUUCACUGGAUUAUUAGAAUUAGUAAAAGACAUGCUUCCCAGUGAUAAUGGUCUUUCUAAUUCAAUUCACGAAGCAAAGACAACAAUGUCAGAUAAGUUUGCAUCUACCCCUGCUACUAAGAAUGAAGAUCAUGUAAAUAGUAGAACUCAUGCCGAAAGUGAAACUCAUGCAAAUAGUCUAACUAAUGCAGAUAAUGAAGAGAAUGAUGAAACUCAUGCUAGCAAUGAUGCAAAUAGUCAAACUAAUGCGGAUAAUGAAGAGAAUGAUGAAACUCAUGCUAGCAAUGAUGAGAAUGAUGAAGAUAAUGACCGAAUGGAUGAAAUGAUGCAUGAUGUGCAAGGAGAUUUUAGUGAAAUGCCUCCGGAAUUUAAAAGUUUGUUUGACAGUGUUGAAAAACCUUUGUUAUCUGGAUGUACUAAAUUUACUGAGUUAUCUGCUGCGCUUAAAUUAUAUAAUUUAAAAGCAAAAAAUGGAUGGAGCGAUAAGAGUUUCACUGGAUUAUUAGAAUUACUAAAAGACAUGCUACCUAGUGAUAAUGAAGCAAAGGCAACAAUGUCUGAUCAGUUUGCAUCUACCCCUGCUUCAGACCCUACAUUUGUGUCUGCGCCUAAAGGAAGAGGCCCCACAACUUGCAAAAAUUUGAAGAAGAAAAAGAUAGAUGAAGAUGUUUCAAUUGAAUUUGAUGAGUACAAUAGACCAAUCGGACCAUAUUCAAAAAACUUUGUGUCUUAUAUUGGAACUUUGGUUCGUGCUCAAGUAGAUAUCAACAUCAACAAUUGGCGUAGUGUAGAUCAAUGCAUUAAGGAUACGAUUUGGAAAGAUGUUAAGAAAGAGUUUGCUAUUCAAGAUGAUUCAAAGAAGAAUGUGGUGUUGAAAAUUGCAUCAUUGAGGUGGAAAGAUUUCAAGAGUAGAUUGCUACGUGAAUAUGUUGUCAAUAAGCACCCAAAUUAUGAAUCUCCCGUACAGGUUUAUGACUUCUUAACUGAAGAGCAAUGGACAAGAUUUGUUGCAGAACGGGAGAGCGAGCAGUUUAAGGAAAAAAGUCAGAAGGCGAGGGAACGGCGGGCGUUAAAUGAGCAUCCACACUUCUUAGGUUCUUCUGGAUAUGCGAGUAAACAUCAAGAGUGGAUGAUAUCAGACCCUCUAUCUUCACAGCCUUCGUGUGCAUCUAUUAGCUCAUCCUUGGUGUCUGAGGAUCGUAGUUUUGAUUGGGUACGAGCAAGAGCCAAAAAAUCAAAAGAUGGAAGUUAUUACAUUCCGAAUGAAAAAACACAGGAGGUGUUACACAAAAUUGUAGAAAAAUGUGAAGAAGUUAAUCAAGGAUCAUUUCAACCGAAAAGACAUCAUGAUAUAUUAUCAGCCGCUCUUGGUAAGGAAGAUUAUUCGGGUUCUGUAAGAGGAGUUGGUUCAUAUUCCACCAUCCGGGAAGUGUUUGGUAAACCAGAGCGAAAACAGGUUGUUACGGUUGAUGAUGUCAAAAAAGUGAUAGAGAAAUGCAAGCAAGAUACAAUGGCAAAUGUGCAAUCCAAGAUCGAUAUCCUUAACCAGCAACUCAAUAUUUUGAAGAAAAACAUGUCGACGACACAUCAACUUCCACAAGAUGCUUCAAUUGGCACUCCUGAUGCUUUGAUGAAGAACAUGUCGACGACACAUCAACUUCCACAAGAUGCUUCGAUUGGCACUCCUGAUGCUUCGGUUGACACUCCUCAAAGUGUCCAUGUGCCUUUUGAUUUACCUUCUACCCGUAGCAGUUGUCAUUCAAUUGAUCUAAACCCAUAUUCCGUUACCACAAUUAAGGAAAAUGUCAAAAUAAGUUCACCAAUACAAAAUAAAAAAAUUAAAAAUCAAAGUGGUGAACCAUCUACUAUUGGUACACGACCUCCAAUUGUUGGCGACGAUGUUUUACAGCACUUGGGGAACAAUUGCAAGCAGUUAGUCAGUUUGUUGACAUUAUUACCUUUUGGUAAAGACUACAUUGAUAUGGAGAUAGAUCAGACAAUCUUCCAUCAUACAAAUGUGGGUUAUAUUUAUGUGAUGAUGGAGGAUAUACAAGAUUUGUUGACGAUGAAUUGGCUUGACGUCUCAAUUAUACAAGUGUUUAUAUUAUUUCUUAAUCGCUUGUGUAAUGAGUUUGGAGUCACGUCAAUCGGGUUUGCGUGUCCAACUCAGAUUUCAAAAGAUAUGGUUAACUUAAAUGGUGCUGCUGUUAUGUCAUAUCUCAUUCAUGUCAUGGACCAGCACAAGAAUGAGAAAUUCAUUUUAGCACCAUAUCAUCAAGAACAUCAUUGGUUACUUCUUGUGAUUUGUGUACAAUCAAGAAGCGUAUAUGUGUUUGAUCCCAAGGCUUGUAAUCGCACCAUUGAAGUUAAACCUUAUGUGAAUAUGGCAUUUCGAUCUAUUCCUACGAACGAACGAAGGGCUAGGGCUGUCAAUUGGAAGCAAUGCAAAUGUCCGCAACAACCCGGAGGUGUUGAAUGUGGAUAUUAUGUAUUGCGAUACAUGUAUGAGAUGGUGAUAAAAUACUCAUCGGUUGAUUGUUUAGAUGAGGUAUUUGAACAAAACCCGUACUCUAUCAAUGAAAUAGAUGAGAUUCGAGAUUUGUGGGCGAAACACUUUUUGGAAGAGUGCGUGUAACUUUUUUUUUUUUUAAUAUUAAAUAUUAUCUUUUAUCUUAAUUAGUUAAGUAUUGUACAUUAUUAAUUGAUAUAAUGUCAUGUUGAACAAUUAUCUUGAUUUUAAUUUUAAAUAUUGUGUUGAUAGUAAGUAUUGUGAUCA